Messenger RNA from Penicillium expansum, 858 nucleotides. RefSeq lists its product as uncharacterized. NCBI's taxonomy places the organism in Eukaryota, Fungi, Ascomycota, Eurotiomycetes, Eurotiales, Aspergillaceae. Bases 1 to 858 code for a protein of 285 amino acids. The transcript is spliced from 4 exons. The record is from RefSeq and is a predicted model, not a curated record.
AUGGCUCCGCAGCUGGCUCCGCAGCAUUUGACUGCUAACCCGCCCCAAGCGGGAACCCCGCAGGAGCGAAGCGCGAUGCCUCCGCCCUCGGCGCCACCUGUCAUAGGACCCGCUGGUCGCGGCCAGCCAACAUCCCCCCAGACCGCUAGCAACGCGCUACCAACGGCCAACCAGACUAACAAGCCUGCGCGCAAGGUCAAGAAGGGUCCCAAGAAUACUCGCAAGCAUCCCCUGCCGACUCUUUCAUGUGAGGAGAAGGAGCUCCGUGCCGUUGUAGGAGUGCGUCUGACGCUUCCUGUCAACCAGAACCCGACUCCUUCUUUCAGUGCCUCGACUGAGGAUCCUGUGAGCUCGCUGCCCACCUUUGACAGCUUCUCAGACCUCGACUCGGACGAUGAGCUGAACUGCCUGGUGAUAUUCCACCCUGCCACUAGUGCUGUGCAUAUGGCAGACAAGUGUCAGCGUGUCAAUGCUGACCGCGGUCUCCAACCCCUGCAAUCUACCCCCCAAGCGGCGAACGCAAAGACCCAAAUUGGAACCGCGGCCAAAGGUGCUAAGGGUGCUACCGGGAAGCAGACCUCAAAGAAGAGACCCAGCACAGAGGAUACAACAGAAGCCCGAGCCACAGCUACACCCCAGAGGAACCAGCCUGUGGCAGCUCCAGGCGCCCAAGGGAUGGCCCCCCAGCGGCCAGGUCUCCCUUUCACGCAGGAACAUCUUGCACAAAUAACUCCUCAACAGCGAGCUCAGUUUGAGACACACAUGCAGAGACAUCAGUCUCAAAAUCGGGAACGCCCCACCCGCAAAGCCUAUGCCUAUCUCACCAGAGCAGAAGGCCGCUAUGACCAAAUUGCCUAA